Molecule: messenger RNA, 1269 nt
Organism: Cryphonectria parasitica EP155
Lineage: Eukaryota; Fungi; Ascomycota; Sordariomycetes; Diaporthales; Cryphonectriaceae
Exons: 2
Coding region: 1-1269 (422 amino acids)
Source: RefSeq, a predicted model, not a curated record
AUGUUGGAGUUCAUCACCUACAAGAAGUUCAAAAAGAACCGUGACCAAAAAGUCAAAGCCAGAGAAGAAGCCAAAGACGGAGCCUCGCGCGCAGCUUCACAAUCGCCCACGCCCGGCCCACAGGGGCCCGUUCUUACAGACGAUGACGAACUGUUCUUCGAGCGCCUGACGGGCGAGGACGCCUUCUCCGACGAGGACGGCAAGCGGCCUCCCCUGCCUCCGCGCAGCAACACGCCCGUGUACACCUGGGAGAGUGACUGGGAGAGCGACUCGGAGAGUCCAGCUGUGGCUGCUGGCGGCAAGGGAAAGACAGUCGUGGGCCGCAAGGAGAGCGGCGAGGAAAAGAAGAAGAACAAUUUGCCCGACGGCGAGAAGAAGAAGAAGAAGAAGAAGAACGACAACAGCAACAGCACCUCUACCUCUACCACUACCCCCACCAACAACAAGAGCCGCUUCUCCUUUUGGGUUCGGCGGCCGACGGCGAAGAACGAGGGCGGUGCCGCUGGCGCUCUCGAGCCCGCCGUGGCGGUCAUCGCGCCCGACGAGGAGGAGCGCGAGAAGAAUGACAUCAGCCGUGUCCUCGAGGACCUGAACCUCUCGGCCCGCAACAACAAGACCUUCUCUCUGUCCAAGGACAGCCAGGAGCUCGUGUCCAAGUUCACCCUGGUGCUCAAGGACCUCGUCAACGGCGUCCCCACCGCGGGCCGCGAUCUGCAGCACCUGUUUGAGGACCACGACGGCACCCUGGCCAGGAACUUCGACAAGCUCCCUGGAAGCAUGAAGAAGCUGGUCACGAGCCUCCCCAACAAGCUGACGAGCAGCCUCGCGCCCGAGCUGCUGGCCGUUGCGGCCGAGACCCAGGGGCUCAAGACCCAGGGCGCGCCUGCUGGCUCCAUCAAGGGCCAGGCCAUGAAGCUGUUGACCCCCAAGAAUAUCAGCGAGUUGGUGACGAAGCCGAGUGCCAUUGUCGGCAUGUUGAAGGCCAUCAUGAACGCGCUCAAGGUGAGGUGGCCAGCCUUUAUCGGGACAAAUGUGAUCUGGAGCGUUGCGUUGUUCUUGUUGAUGUUUGUCUUGUGGUAUUGCCACAAGAGAGGCCGCGAGACCCGGCUCGAGAAGGAGAAGUCCGCCGCUGCGGAGAUGGAGGGCCGUGUCGAGGAGCUCUCGGAUGCUGACUCUGGCUUUGGCUCUGGACCCUUGCCCAUUGCCAUGGAGUCACGCGGGUCGCCUGCGCUCGUUGAGAGCCCUGUUGCCACCUCAAGCAAGUUGUGA